Messenger RNA from Verticillium dahliae VdLs.17, 423 nucleotides. RefSeq lists its product as uncharacterized. Gene Ontology annotation, molecular function: protein binding. Bases 1 to 423 code for a protein of 140 amino acids. The transcript has a single exon. The record is from RefSeq and is a predicted model, not a curated record. Lineage: Eukaryota; Fungi; Ascomycota; Sordariomycetes; Glomerellales; Plectosphaerellaceae.
AUGGUCGGCAGCAAGCUCAUCAUCUACGGCGGCUCCGACGGCGGCGAGUGCUUCAACGACGUCUGGGUCUACGACGUCGACGCCCAGGCCUGGCGCCUCGUCGACAUACCCGUCACCUACCGCCGCCUGUCCCACACGGCCACCCUCGUCGGCUCCUACCUCUUCAUCAUUGGCGGCCACGACGGCAACGAGUACGCCAACGACGUGCUGCUCCUCAACCUCGUCACCAUGUCCUGGGACCGCCGCCGCGUCUACGGCCUGCCGCCGAGCGGCCGCGGCUACCACGGCACCGUCCUCUACGACAGUCGCCUCUUCACCAUUGGGGGCUUCGACGGCAGCGAGGUCUUUGGCGACGUCUGGAUCCUGGAGCUGGCGGUGCAUGCGUAUUACUCGCAGAUCAGCCACUUUACCAUUGAGGUGUAG